Molecule: messenger RNA, 3318 nt
Organism: Conger conger (European conger)
Lineage: Eukaryota; Metazoa; Chordata; Actinopteri; Anguilliformes; Congridae
Gene: smarcal1
Product: SWI/SNF related, matrix associated, actin dependent regulator of chromatin, subfamily a-like 1
Exons: 17
Coding region: 464-3184 (906 amino acids)
Biological process (GO): DNA repair; replication fork processing
Cellular component (GO): nuclear replication fork
Molecular function (GO): ATP-dependent chromatin remodeler activity; ATP binding
Source: RefSeq, a predicted model, not a curated record
UGGAUAGCAUGUACUUGUUUAACCGGUAGCCAGCUCUGUACCUAGUAUUUUAACAUAUAUAAUGUAAUGCUGCCAAGAACUAAAGUGUUUUGAGUUAGAGUAAACUAUUUUAUUUUGUCCUGAUAUAUUGAAUUGAUGGCACUAUUGAAUUGAUUUGCUAACUUCACAUAGGCUAGCAAGAUUAGCCUAUAUGUAAACAAUCGGUGUCCGACGUGCGAGCUGGCUAGCUACCUAAUGUUAGUAUAUAGUCAGAUGAAGAUCUUACAUUUUUCAGUGCAUUUAGACCAGACACAUUUUUUACUAUUUAGUUGCUAGCUAAUGUUAACGAAUACAUUUAUACGUUACCAUUUACCAUUUAGAAUGGUUGCAACGUUGCUGCCUUGUGUAUGUCUUUUUAUCAGCAUGAUUGCACAUCGGUGAAUUGCUUAUACUCUCACAUAGCUUUGGAACUGUAACGUCAGCGAUGUCAGGCUCUCUAACCGCAGAACAACAGAGGCGGAUUGAGGAAAACCGUCAGCGAGCUUUAGCGAGGAGGGCAGAGAGGCUCGCCCAACGGGAACCUGGGUCAUGCCAUCAUGAUCCCACCGCCCCUCAAAAUAUUACCUCCCAUGCACAAUCUCAUUUUUCCUCAACACGUGCUGUUGAUGCGCCGCGACCAGGACCCUCUACGGAGGCGGCUACGUACCUUGUUAAGCACGUUCGCCAGGGCCCAGAUCGGACGGUCGGUCAACUGUCGCCUGGAUCAUGGCAAAAACCAGGACGCACCCUGGCCGCCCCUGCUCCAAAACAGAUUAAAGUUAUAGAUCCACUCCCUCUACCUGUGGCACAGUUUACUUCAAAAGGAAUAAAUUCCCACUCUUCUGUGAACUUCUCCAGUUUUAAACCCCCAGAACCAAAGUCUGACGUGGCCCCAGUAAGUGCACCCCCGGCCAGUGCCAGUACUUUCUAUGGACAUGGAUCUAAAUCUGACCGGGUCCCACAGAAAAUGCCAUCCUCCACUGUUACCUCCACCAGUACUGUGCCUGUAAAGAAGCCUGCUAUCUCUGUGAGAGGAAAGUGUGUGUCUCACUCUCCUGAACGCUUCAGAGUGGAGGUGGGCUACCACACAGAGCUCAUUGCAGUGUUCAAGAACAUUCCGUCCAGGAACUAUGACCCCGCAACAAAAAUGUGGAACUUCAGCCUGGAAGACUACCGUCAGUUAAUGGAAGAGGCGGGAGGCAUCGCGUCGGUCUCCCUGCAGCCCCUGGAGGGGAUGGAGGGCCUGGACGUUUCGGCCGCCAGCCGGGGCAGCCGGGACUGCGCGGCGCUGGCUGCCCUGAUGCGGCUGUGCCAGGGCUGGCAGAAACCGGGCGCGGUCGUGCAGGGCGGCUGCUCCCUGACGUCGCGCUCCCGCUUUGAGGUGGACGUGGGAUACCACGUGGACGUCAUCGCCGCCUUCAAAAAGAUGCCCUCCAAAAAUUAUGACAUGAAGACCAGAAAAUGGAACUUUCUGUUGGAAGAUUACAAGAAGUUAAUGGAUAUUCUGACCGGGAUCCCGCAAGUGGAGGUGGAACCGCUCCCUCGCGCCGUGAUCCAGGCGUUCCCCUCCCAGUUUGAGCAGAGCCAGGCUAGCCUUUCAGAGAUCCCCGAGGCUGACCUGUCCGACGUGGACCCGGUCCUCACACGCAGCCUCAUGCCCUUCCAGAGACACGGAGUCAACUUUGCGGUGUCCAGGGAUGGCCGGCUCCUCCUGGCUGAUGACAUGGGCCUUGGGAAGACUAUACAGGCCAUCUGCAUCGCUGCGUUCUACAGGAAGGACUGGCCCUUACUGGUGGUGACGCCCUCCUCGGUUCGCUUCACUUGGGCUGAGGCGUUUCAGCGAUGGCUGCCCUCUCUGAGUCCGGAGAACAUCAACGUGGUUGUGAAGGGAAAAGACAACCUGCGGUCAGGCCAGGUCAACAUCGUCAGCUAUGACCUGCUGAGCAAAAUGGAGAAGCAGCAACCCACAAACCCUUUCAACAUGCUCAUCAUGGACGAAUCCCACUUCCUGAAGAACAUUAAGACGGCUCGCUGCAAGGCCGCUCUGCCGUUGCUUAAGGCUGCUAAGAGAGUGAUCCUGCUCACCGGCACCCCCGCCAUGUCACGACCCUCAGAGCUCUACACUCAGAUCCUGGCCGUCAAGCCCGCCUUUUUCCCCCGCUUCCACGAGUUUGGGUCUCGCUACUGUGCCGCCAAGCAGUUGCCGUGGGGAUGGGAUUACUCCGGCUCCUCUAACCUCACUGAGCUCAGGCUCCUUUUGGAGGAGUCCCUCAUGCUGCGGCGCCUGAAGAGCGAGGUCCUCUCCCAGCUCCCGGCCAAGCAGCGCAAGGUGGUCACCGUGACAACGGACGGCAUCACCGGCCGAGCCAAGGCCGCCCUGACCGCCGCGGCCAAGGAGCUCGCCCAGGGACACCAAAACAAGAAGCAGGAGAAAGAAGCUCUUUUGGUCUUCUUUAACCGAACAGCUGAGGCUAAGGUCCGUGCAAUCAACGAGUACAUCAUAGACCUGCUGGAAUGUGGACGAGAAAAGUUCCUCGUGUUCGCUCAUCACAAGCUUGUCCUGGAUAGCGUGGUCAAAGAGCUGGUGGAAAAGGGGAUCAACUACAUACGCAUCGACGGGGCCACGGCCUCCGUGGAGCGACAGUCGCUCUGCACCAAGUUCCAGUUCUCGGAGAAGAGCUGCGUGGCGGUGCUCUCCAUCACGGCGGCGAACAUGGGCCUCACGCUCCACUCGGCCUCUCUGGUGGUCUUCGCCGAGCUCUUCUGGAACCCGGGGGUGUUAAUCCAGGCGGAAGAUCGGGUGCAUCGCAUCGGACAGACCAGCAACGUGGACGUCCACUACCUGGUGGCUAAAGGGACCGCUGACGACUACCUUUGGCCCAUGAUCCAGGGGAAGAUGAAUGUGCUGGAACAGGCCGGGCUCUCCGAAUCCAACCUCUCGGAAAAUGCGGAACGUGCCAGUUUCUCCUGCAGGGACCCGCAGCAGAGGACUAUCACAGAGAUGUUCCAGAGAUCGUUCUCAGAGGACGAUGAUGAGACCGAGGCCAUCCUCCUUCAGGCUGCAGAUGAAUGGGAUGAUGCCGCAACAGGAACUUCUUCUGCUCACCCAGGAACUGUAGCCGAGAGCUCAUGCAAAAUAAACAUCAAGGACUACUUCGGCAAAUGAUUCUGCAGAUAAAAAAGGAUUGAAUCGCAAUGUUACUUCAUUAUCAGAGUUAUGAUAAUUGUUUUUAUUACCCAAAUGUCCCUGCGCAGUUCAUUUUUUGAACAAAAUAAAAUUAUUUUGCAUUUUGACAGGAA